Messenger RNA from Morus notabilis, 682 nucleotides. RefSeq names its product 14 kDa proline-rich protein DC2.15. The record is from RefSeq and is a predicted model, not a curated record. Lineage: Eukaryota; Viridiplantae; Streptophyta; Magnoliopsida; Rosales; Moraceae. The transcript has a single exon. The coding region runs from base 153 to 527 and encodes 124 amino acids.
CACUCAAUCAAAUCUCCAAACAUGAACCUCACAUUUUCCCUUUAAAAAAAGACCCCCCAGCCUCCACUAGGGCAGUACCCCCUCCAAGUCCAAUUUUAGCCCUAAAAGCCAUAACAUUGGUUUGUUAUAGUCUAUACUAUAGUACUAUAGCCAUGGCUGCUUCUAACAAGCUCUAUGCCACCAUCCUAAUCCUUUCCAUCCUCUUCUCCAGCUCAACAUUCACCAAUGCCUGUGGCACAUGCCGGAAACUGCCUCCGGCACCGGCCCCCGCCUCCUGCCCUAAAGACACGCUGAAGUUCGGCGUUUGCGCUGACCUCCUCGGACUGGUGAACCUCGUGGUCGGGUCCCCUCCGUCGAGCAAGUGCUGUGCCCUGCUGUCUGGCUUGGCUGAUUUGGAGGCCGCCGUGUGCCUUUGCACUGCCAUUAAGGCCAACGUGCUCGGCAUCAACUUGAAUGUGCCUCUCACACUGAGUGUUCUCAUCAGUGCUUGCCAAAAAACCGUUCCUUCGGGCUUCAAAUGCGAAUGACCGCCACAUUAUUGUCUUAAAUUAGUGGCUACAAAUUAGAGUUUGCAGUACUAGUGCUUCUUCUUGAAGUUUCAUGCUGGUUUGAAUUUGAUGUUGUGUAACUUUUGUUUGUCGUCUAAUUAUUAAUGGCCAGUUUUUAGCACCUUUUUUUUUUU